Molecule: messenger RNA, 4349 nt
Organism: Brassica napus (rape)
Lineage: Eukaryota; Viridiplantae; Streptophyta; Magnoliopsida; Brassicales; Brassicaceae
Product: D-xylose-proton symporter-like 1
Exons: 15
Coding region: 2531-4039 (502 amino acids)
Biological process (GO): transmembrane transport
Cellular component (GO): membrane
Molecular function (GO): fructose transmembrane transporter activity
Source: RefSeq, a predicted model, not a curated record
AUUUCAGAGCAUUAUAUACGUACAGAAUAAACCGUGUUAAGUCAUCAUACUAACUAUCACACACACAAAAAGAAACAAGUCAAGAAAAUCUCUCUUCUCAUCUAAGAUCAUCGGAGGAAAAACUGAGUUGUAUAUGGCAACCAGAUCAAAGAGUUUUCAGUUGAUCACCGGCUUAAAGAAGCACCUCGUUGACAGCGUCUUCCCACGCGCCACCGCGUCUGCUCCCUUCACUUCAAGGAGUUACUCCUCGGCGUAUGACAAGAACGUGGAGGAUGAAUUGCAGGCAAGUGCAGUUCCGGAUGAUGUCAUAAAGCCAGAGUCUGAGAAAUAUUGGUCUCCUCAUCCUCAAACCGGAGUCUUUGGCCCCUCCACGACUGAGCACAGUCCAGCAGGGGAGGCUGCUCGCCAAGACUCGGCUGUGCUAGAGGAGACUGCUUGGUUUCGUCCCACAAGUCUAGAGGACUCGGACAAGUCUCACCAUGUUUAAGUCUCUCUCUUAUCUCCUUCCGUUUGUUGUACUUUCUAAUGUGUAAUGUUGUAAUAAAUCUCGAAGUAAACAAACUGCAUGGGAAGUAUUGUCCUGGAAAACUAAACCAAACCAGAACCAAAUUCGAUUUCCUAGGUUCCGGUAAUCAUUCAUGAGCUGAAACCAAACCGGUUAAGGAAAAGACGAAUAAAUAAAAUUUAAACCGGUUUACCCAGCUUGACCAAAAGAUAGAUCAUAAAUUCUCUGAAGAAUGAAAAUUAAUUAGUCAGAAAAAAUUUAGCAAGUAAGAAUCCUCUCAAGAGUUUUUCUCUUUUUUUUGUCAUCAAACUCUCUUAAGAGUUAAAAAGUUAAAACUAAUAAAUCUAAAGUUGGAACUAAAUCAGAGAGACGCAAAACUUUCUCAAGAGAGUGAAAAUAUAUACAAAACGAACCAGUGGUAUCAUUGUUCUACCUCUUCACCUGAUAUGUACGAAUAACUAACCAAAGUCUCUCUACGUAACUUGUUCUCCCUACGCCAAAUUUUCCUCAGAGCAUCACACAAUAAAAGGCUAAUGGAUGCUCAAAAGACCCAUCACUUAAAUUUUUGAAUGCUCUAAACGUGAUUCCCAAUCUACGAAAACCGCAGACAAGAAAUGGUUAUAUGUUUUGUACCUGAAAAACUUGUUUUGGCUUUGAGUAAAGAGCCCUUGUUAUUGAUCUCUUCUGCUCUCGUUAAAGGCUUUCACGGUUGGCUUUGAUGGCGGAUCUUCUCUAGUAAUCUGCUAAAUACUAGUUUGAGUGGUAUGCUGGGCCACGGUUGGUGGUCCUGGUAAUACCCGUCUGUUAGAGAUCUCGUGAGUUUGAUCCCCCAAAGUCUUUAUCCCGUUGAGUGCUUGUUCGUGGCCUUGGAAUGGGCAUUUGAUUGCAUAAUAAUUUUAUGUAAAAAUAGAGCCAGACGUCUUUAGCGUCCAACCAUCUUGGACAACUAGGCCUCUCCGGUCCCAUUAGAGAUCUCUUGGACCCUAGAUAUAACCAUUCUCUCCUUGGUUUGUAACAGGAUAGUUAUCCCUAGGCCUACUAGUUUCUCGUUUCACUUCCUUUUCAAGCUCAAGAGCAUGGAGAAUGACAUCUUCUCUACUGGGCUCGGUGCCAACCAUGGGUUCCACUUCCCACCAAGACCAAGUAAGAAUGCGAGCUCUGUGAAAAUCUUUCUGCGUGAUCUGUUGUUCUGUUCCGUCUCUUUUAAAUAAAUUAAAAGCUGUUUUGGAUCUAGAGCUGAACAAUGUGGUGGUGUUUCAUCCAUAUUUGCUUAUUUAAGCUCCCUCCACUUCUAGAGGAGAGUACAUGAUUCUUGAAUAUGAUUUUGGAAAGUAUAGUUUAAUCAAAUCUAAUUUUAUGAAACGACCUUCAAAAUCUAGUGAAAGAUAUUGAAGUAUUAUUUGAUUUGACAAGUAACUUGAUGGACAAGGAUCUAGAAGUCCAAACGGGUUUCUCUACUUAACCCAAAUAUAGAUUUUCUGUUUCAAAACAAUGAAAAAUAUAUCUUUCUUCAUCAAGAGAUUAAAUAUACUGAUAACUUUGCUGGCUUUACAAGACAAUAUAUUUUUCUAUUAUCAGCACAUGGAGAAAGUUUAAUAAUUUUUUUUAAAUAUGAUUGCCCAGUUGGCUUUACAAAACAAUAUUAUUUUUGUAUUAUCCGCACAGAAAGCAAGUUUAGUACAAAGUUAAUAUGAAUUCCCAUAAUAUUUAUUUUAUUAGUAGAUAAAGCAUGCUUAAUAGGAAAAAAAAUAAUUUGGUUGACCAAAAGAAACGUAAAAACAGAAACAAUCAUCUUUCCUAAUUUGAAAUGCUCGUUAAUUGACAGUUAUGAUCACCCUGGCAUACAUUGUCUUUUCCCUCUCUCUUCCUCCACAUCUCUUUCCUCUGCGAUUUCAACGCACGUUGAGCUCAAAAUUCAGACAAGUCAAUUGUAUAAAACGUAGAGACCGAGAUCUUUAAGAGCUUUUGUCUCCUUGAACAAACCAUACUCACGUAUCUCGGGAUCCAUAUCAAGCUGCCGCAGCCAUGGUGUUUGAUGCCGAGAAGCAAUCGAUCGUUCAUGUUGAACAGAUUGGUGAUUCAUCUUCAGGUGGGCUUAGCUCAGUACAAGAACCUCUGAUAAAGCAGAAGCACAGCCCAGAAAACUACUCUGUUCUUGCAGCCAUUCCCCCGUUUCUCUUCCCAGCUCUUGGAACAUUUCUUUUUGGCUAUGAGAUUGGUGCAACGUCUUGUGCUACCAUUUCUAUUAAGUCGCCUACGCUAAGUGGAAUCUCAUGGUACAACUUGUCUUCAGUGGAUGUUGGUAUCAUUACUAGUGGCUCAUUGUACGGUGCCUUGAUUGGAUCCAUUGUGGCAUUUAGUAUUGCUGACAUUAUAGGAAGAAGAAAAGGUUUGAUUACUGCUGCAUUCUUAUACCUUAUUGGAGCCAUUGUUACUGCAGUGGCACCUGUCUUUCCUGUCCUGAUAAUUGGACGGGUUGUGUAUGGCAUUGGAGUUGGACUGACAAUGCAUGCGGCUCCAAUGUACAUUGCUGAGACUGCACCUAGCCAGAUACGUGGACGUAUGAUAUCACUAAAGGAAUUCUCCACCGUCUUUGGGAUGGUUGGAGGAUAUGGAAUCGGUAGCCUCUGGGUUACGGUUAUUUCUGGUUGGCGUUACAUGUAUGCAACAGUUAUUCCUAUACCAGUUAUUAUGGCAAUUGGAAUGUGUUGGCUACCGGCAUCUCCUAGGUGGCUUUUACUGCGCUCUCUCCAGGGAAAAGGAGAUGUGGAGAGCUUUCAAGAGGAAGCAAUCAAGUCUCUUCGCCGCCUUAGAGGGUCUGUAGUAGUUGACAGAGCAGCUGAACAAGUAGACGAGAUCUUGGCUGAACUUUCCUCUGUGGGUGAGGAUAAAGAAGCUACAAUUUGUGAACUGUUUCAAGGCAAAUGCUUAAAAGCUCUCACUAUAGCAGGAGGUUUAGUCUUGUUCCAACAGAUAACUGGACAGCCAAGUGUGCUUUAUUAUGCACCAUCUAUACUACAGACUGCUGGCUUCUCUGCUGCAACUGAUGCAACUCGGAUCUCGAUUCUGCUCGGUCUAUUGAAGUUGGUUAUGACUGGAGUUGCUAUUAUAGUGAUCGACAAACUUGGAAGGAGGCCUUUACUUCUUGGUGGUGUUAGUGGCAUGGUGCUCUCAUUGUUCCUCCUGGGGUCAUACUACAUAUUUUAUAAUAAUGUACCAGCUGUUGCUGUGGCUGCAUUGCUACUCUAUGUGGGCUGCUAUCAGUUAUCCUUUGGCCCUAUUAGUUGGCUGAUGAUGUCAGAGAUAUUUCCCUUAAAAUUAAGAGGCAGGGGAAUCAGCAUAGCAGUGCUUGUGAAUUUCGGUACAAACGCACUUGUGACUUUCGCUUUUUCACCUAUGAAGGAGCUGUUAGGAGCUGGAGUAUUGUUCUGUGGAUUUGGGGCGAUAUGUGUACUGUCCCUCUUCUUUAUAUACUUCAUUGUGCCUGAGACAAAGGGUCUCACUCUUGAAGAGAUUGAAGCCAAAUGCCUCUAAAAGGUUUCUCAUCUUAGCUCCAUUUUAAUUGCUGCUUCACUUGCUUGAGGCUCUGAACGGAAAACACAGUAACCACAGAUGGGGUCGCCAUUUACCGUAGAGUUUCACUGUUUGGUCAAAAAGAAUUGGUGCAGUGAAGCCCGUGGCAAAAGUUUGGUGCGUUGGACAACUUCUAAAAUUCGACUGUUUUCUUAAUAUGUUUUGUAAAAUGUAAGAAAUUCCUCACGGAUUGUUGACCACUAAUGAUUGAACCAUGUACAAAUCAUUUUAUGUCUUCAUUUUAAGUUUAGUAAAAAAAAUUGUUCAAUAA